AUGCAGGAGCCCGUAACAGCAACACGGGUCCAGAGAGAGACCUGGAAAGCGGGGAGACGGAGGCGGGAGACCCGUCGCAAGCUUGAGCACCUCAACUCUCGACCACGAGUGAGUCGUCCAAAGCCUAAACAGGGGCUCACCCCGGGGCUCUCCCCGCACCGCUCCCCACUUAAGCACAAGCAGCAACAUGGGGCACCACACAUAACAGACGACCACUCACCAAGAAGGCCUCCGCUCUCCUUCCAACAACCUACAGCGACGGCAACGAACAGAGAUAUAAGACAGAGGCAGAGAGCUCAGCACCUACCUCACCCGUGCACAGCAGCAAAGCGGAGGGAACCGGAGAAGCCAGGGCCUCCACGGGCGCCCACAACAUCAGGGGGACCCUGCUCCAACCGCACGGCCCAGCAGUUCGAGACCAGAAGAUCUUACACAGCGGAAAUCAUGGACACAGGGAAGUGA
Pelobates cultripes (western spadefoot toad) is the source of this 462-nucleotide messenger RNA. The record is from the annotation of a GenBank genome assembly. Lineage: Eukaryota; Metazoa; Chordata; Amphibia; Anura; Pelobatidae.